AUGAAGCCCAAGGAAGAUAUCAAGGUGAUGUCUGAUUGGUUUACUUUCAUCAUCAAUGGAUUGAAGUCUUUGGGAAGGCAUCUAAAUGAAGAAGUAGUAAUGAAGAUGCUUCGAAGCUUGCUUAAAUCAUGGGAAUGCCAAGAUGAAGAUCAAGAAGUAUGCAACCUUUGCCUUAUAACCAUUAAUGAUCCUAAGGAGUUAAUACUUAGGGAUAAUAAACUGACGAAAAUACCAGAUGUGGUUAUAUUCAAGAAGCUCUUAGUUUUUGAUGUUUCUUUCAAUGAAAUCACUUCAUUACAAGGAUUGUCGAAGGCCUCCAGCACAAUCAAGGAACUCUAUGUCUCCAAAAAUGAAGUUACUAAGAUGGAGGAGAUUGACCACUUGCAUGAGUUGCAAAUCCUUGAACUUGGUUCUCACAAACUACGGGUGAUAGAAAAUUUGCAAAAUUUUACAAAGUUACAAGAACUGUGGCUAGGAAGAAACCAAAUUAAAGUGAUUAACCUUUGUGGGCUUAGCUGCAUCAAGAAGAUUAGCUUGCAAAGUAACCAGUUAACAUCUAUGAUAGGGUUGGAGGAAUGCAAUGCUCUAGAAGAAAUAUACUUGAGCCACAAUGGUAUUGCAAAAAUGGAAGACCUAUCAAAAUUGGUCAACCUCCAAGUAUUAGAUGUUUCAUCAAAUAAGCUAACAUCAUUCGAUGAUAUUCAAUACUUAACAAGGUUGGAAGACUUGUGGCUCAAUGACAACCGACUAGAAUCACUUGAGGACAUAGCUGAGGGUGUUUCUGGUUCAAGAGAAAAGCUCACUACUAUCUACCUUGAAAAUAAUCCAUGUGUACGUUCUCCAAGCUAUUCCAACAUACUAGAUGGCUUGUUUUCUACUCCCUAA
Messenger RNA from Gossypium raimondii (Peruvian cotton), 885 nucleotides. RefSeq names its product protein phosphatase 1 regulatory inhibitor subunit PPP1R7 homolog. Bases 1 to 885 code for a protein of 294 amino acids. The record is from RefSeq and is a predicted model, not a curated record. Lineage: Eukaryota; Viridiplantae; Streptophyta; Magnoliopsida; Malvales; Malvaceae. The transcript is spliced from 7 exons. Gene Ontology annotation, molecular function: protein binding.